AUGGGCAGCCAUGUGGCUUCUCCUGUUUGUCUACCACCGCGUCGAGAUGACCCAGUAAACACCCAAUGCAUAGUCAUGGGCUGGGGGAAAAUAGAAGGCGGUAAAAAUGCAAAUCAUCUAAGAGAGAGAACUGUGACCAAAGUAGAAAGAAGAACUUUUGGACAUAAAGCAAGUGAAGAAGGCAUGUUCUACGAGGUGGAUGAGCCUACAACUUGUGGGGGUGAUGCAGGUGGACCACUGCUGUGUCCAGUUGAAGGCAAUGAAGAAGUUUUACUGCAGUUUGGAAUCAUUGCUUGGUUUUAUGACACUGACACUCCCGUCGGUGAUGAUUGCACCGGUGGUGGUGCAUCUUUUUCCAAUGUAGCACCUUUCAUUGCCUGGAUUAAAAAAAUUGCCGAUGAAUAA
Rhagoletis zephyria (snowberry fruit fly) is the source of this 405-nucleotide messenger RNA. Its product is annotated as chymotrypsinogen B-like. Gene Ontology annotation, molecular function: serine-type endopeptidase activity. Gene Ontology annotation, biological process: proteolysis. Lineage: Eukaryota; Metazoa; Arthropoda; Insecta; Diptera; Tephritidae. The record is from RefSeq and is a predicted model, not a curated record.